This is a messenger RNA of Aplysia californica (California sea hare), 2574 nucleotides long. Its product is annotated as protein sine oculis. Gene Ontology annotation, molecular function: DNA-binding transcription factor activity, RNA polymerase II-specific; RNA polymerase II cis-regulatory region sequence-specific DNA binding. Gene Ontology annotation, biological process: regulation of transcription by RNA polymerase II. Lineage: Eukaryota; Metazoa; Mollusca; Gastropoda; Aplysiida; Aplysiidae. Gene Ontology annotation, cellular component: transcription regulator complex; nucleus. The record is from RefSeq and is a predicted model, not a curated record.
CAACAACAAUAACAACAACAAUAAUAACAACAAUUCAGAUUCGAAACCUUCGUCGCCCUCGUCUGGCAGUUCGGAUCUUCUGUCAGGAAAGAAUUUGACUUUCUCGCCGGAACAAGUCGCCUGUGUAUGCGAGGCGCUGCAGCAGAAGAACGACAUUGAUCGCCUGGCCAGAUUCCUCUGGUCUCUGCCUCCAAGCGAACUCCUCCGAGGAAGUGAAGCUGUCCUCAAGGCUAGGGCAACUGUAGCCUUCCACCGAGGCAGCUACCGUGAGCUGUACGCCAUUCUCGAGAGCCACUCCUUCGACAGUACAAAUCAUGUAUUUCUUCAGCAACUCUGGUAUAAAGCUCAUUACAUGGAAGCCCAGAAGAUACGAGGCCGUCCUCUUGGGGCCGUGGACAAAUACCGACUUCGGAGGAAGUACCCUCUUCCCAAGACCAUCUGGGACGGAGAAGAAACCAUCUACUGCUUUAAGGAGAAGUCUAGACAGGCGCUUAAGGAUUGCUAUAAGCAGAACCGGUACCCAACUCCGGACGAGAAGAGGAAUCUGGCUAAAAAGACUGGCUUGACCCUGACCCAAGUCAGUAAUUGGUUCAAGAACAGGAGACAGAGGGAUAGAACUCCCCAUGCAAUGCCGCACAUGCAGGACGCUUUUUGCCGUGACCUAAGCGAGGAGAGCAUGAAGCAAGCCAUGCAGCACAUGUGUGGGAUGAGUGCACACCAUCAGGGCACCAUGAUGCACGGUGCACACCCCGCGGAGUACGGUCGCGACUUCAGCAUGCAGAGCAAAAUGAUAGAAGAAAUGCGACAAGGCCUACCCGUGCCUCUCGUAAAAACGGAGAGCUCUGCUUUUCCGCAUCAUUUCCUCUGUUCACCGCAGGCAGCUGCCUUAGAGCGACACCAUCACCACCACCAACACCAUCAUCCCCAGCACCACCACCAUCAACUGCCAGGACAUAAUCUACACCACGCCCACGCUCACCCGGCCCACCACCCCCACCACACCCACCACCACUCCCCCGUCCCUCCUGUUUGACGGUGGGGACGUCUCCCCCUUCAGGGAGACGGGGCAGACAGCCCACACGCCAACAUUCUCUCACCGAACUUUCUCGAUCCCGGAAACAGCAGCAGCAGAGACAGCAGCUUGAGCAGCAGCGGCAACAACAACAGCAACAACAACAACAACAACAGCAACAACACUUCCAACAACAACAACAACCACCAUAAUAAUAAUAAUAAUAACCAUCAUCAAAACAGUAGUCAUACCCCCAUCAACAGCAUCAACAAUAGCAAAAGCCUUCACGGGGGGAUCAUCAUGGACAAUGAUAACGACGACGAUGUAGGUGGUAACGAGGCCUCGGCGGUUGCUAUCGUCCCUCCCGCUACGUCUCCUGCAUCCAUCGGGUCUAACGGUGCUGGUGGAAAUGGCCUUCUUCUCAGCAACAGUCUCAGUACAAUUGGUAGUAGUGUCGGUAUCGACGGGGGAAACGCUGUGUUCCCGGACAACGAUAUCGGUUUCGGGGUCGGUGUUGUGUUUGGUCCGCCCUCGAAUCUCGGCGCCAUGCUAAGUCACUUUCAACAACAGCAACAUCAGCUUCAGCAGCAGCACCAGCACCAGCAGCAGCAUCCCCACCAGCAACAACAACAGCAGCAGCAACAGCAGCACCAGCAGCAACAACAACAACCACAGCCGGCACACGUGAACCCUCAUCACUCGUCUGGGUUCCACCACAGUUUCUUACCCCAACAGCAACUGUAUCAACACCACAUCCACACGCAGCAAGUGCAACAGCAACAACAGCAGCAACAACAACAACAGAUCAGUCAGUUGGCCUCACCAGCUGUUUCCUUGACCUCCAUGACGUCAUCUCAACAGUGGAGCUGACCCUGGUUAGGGGCAAUUUAUCUGUGACUUUGCCUAUCUGACAGGGUGGGACUCGUAUCUCACUGGAAUAGUUGACGGACAUGUCUGGUAAGAUCCCAAAGAAAAAAACUGAGCUUUAAAAUGUUAUCCUUGUCGUUAUUCUGCAUUUAGCCUCUUUAACUCUUUCACAGACAAAAUAAAAAUGUUUACUCAAGAGAGAUCGAAGCAAAACCACAAAAUAUUUCGCCUUAAAAAGAAUGAGAAACUGUACAAUUUGCAAAUACAUCGACUAAAUAUCCUUCUUGGACCAGUAUAAACAAAUGACAGUGGACCAGUUCGGGAGAAGGCAAGUAUAUUUGUGUAUACACAGAAGGGAAGUGGUUUGAAAAGACAACUGCAACUCAAUAAAAUUAUAUAUGCAAUGUUAGCAUAAAAAGAACGGCAUACUCAUCCUGUUUUGGUACCCAUAAUUACGCCACUAAAAUGUUAAAGGGCUUGAAUUUUCUUUAAAGGAAACUACCUUACCUUACAAAGAAUGUAUACAAAUCUAUUUUCCGGAGACAAUUUCACAACGUUAUUUACAAAAUUCACAAAAGUAUUGUGGUUAUUUGUCACAAACAUUAUUCUUCAACACAAUAUAUUUUUUUCGUUUUGUAUCUUUUUCAACAUGUAAAAAAGCUGAAGCUCAGGAGGACAAGGGGGGGGGGGGAUUU